UGGCGCCCUGCCUGCCCUCUCUCUUCCGGUCCGCUGGUUUAUGAAUCGCUGAAGACCGAAUCCUUUAGAGGAUUUUGAUACUCAGCCUUGAUGAUCUAGUUCAGGAAGAAAAAUGAAAGGCAAUGGGAAAAACUUUGGAGAAGAAUACUUAUAUUUGGAAUUUUCUCAUCAGAUGGAAAAUUUUAUCUUCCCCCUGCAUACAUCUGUAACCUUGUUUCUGUUGUCUUAUUGCGACUGCAAAGAAUUCAGAGUUUUUUUAGUCUCCAGUAAAGAGAGUGCAGAUAUUGCUCUUUUACAAAGUGUACUUCCCCAGGAUCUGGAAGUUCAGAUCACCACAAGGCAGGGGCUGCCAGUAAUAGUCCAGAGCUGCUCUUUACCUGUGAUAGUGAAGAAAGCAGACAAUUUCUGUCGAGCAGGACUUUCUGUUACUUUAAGAUACAUAAUACAGAAAACAUAUGAAGCAGAUACAUCAAAGAAGGAAGUUUUGGAACUGCUGGGUUUUAAGAAGACCUGUUUAAAAGCAUGUGCUGAAGUUAGUCAGUGGACCAGACUCUGUGAGCUCAGCAUUCCACUGGCUGUGGAGAAGUUCCUAAAUGAACCUCCUGAAUUAGAGCUCCCUAUCCCAGAGGAAAUACUGCAACUGGAGAAGAAGCUCAGGGAGCCUGUGAGAGUGCAUAAUGAUGACAAAAUUCGUAGGCUAAAGCUAAAGAAGCAGCAGGAGUCAGAAGGACCCAAACAGAGUACUGACUCUUGGCACCAAGAAGCACUUGGAGAAAGCGCCAAGCCUCCUGCAGAGAGCUUAGAACUCAUGGUGGCAUUAUCUAGACUCAAAGUUGAGGAAGCUCCUUCUGAGACCAUUCGGGAACCUGUGCACAUAAGGAAAAUGCAAACCUCAGACCUGCCACCUCUGGACCACCUUUUUGCAGAAGGACUUUAUUUUACCCUUGCUGAUCUAGUCCUUUUGCCCUGUAUUCAUCAAUUUCUGGCUCACAUCUGGAAGAAGUGCUGUGGAAUUCUCUCACAUUUACCUCGGAUAGCUUAUUGGUACCAGAAAGUUCAGGAAGUGCCUGGAGUAAAAAGAGCUGCAGCUAAAUGCAGGCUACAGUUUCUUCAGUUAUCAGACCUCCUACCCAUUUUGGAUAAGCAGCCACCAAUUUUAAGUGAGAAUCCUAAAAUGGAGGAGAAAAACUGCUUACAUUUUAUUGGAGGACCAAGGCCAACCAUUUCCAAACUAAUGAAAAAAGGCAUUGAGGCGAAGUUUUCUCCCCACCCUUGCCCCAACUGGACCCUUGAUUGGAGCAAUUUGCCUGCAGCAGUAAGUCCAGAAGAGGGCAAGAUGUCCACUGAACGUGCUUUGCGAAAGCAGCAACAAUUAAACAACCUGGUUGCUAUGGUGACAAAUAUUGUCAAACCUAGUGACAUAGUUGUGGAUUUUUGCAGUGGUGGGGGACACGUUGGAAUUGCCCUUGCUCACAUGCUGCCAUCAUGUCAGGUGAUAUUGAUUGAAAACAAAGAGUUAUCAUUAGUGAGGGCUAAAAAGAGAAGUGAUGACCUGGGUCUGAGCAACAUUUGGUUCAUCCAAGCAAAUCUGGACUAUUUUAGAGGGAAGUUUGAUAUUGGGGUGGCUUUGCAUGCUUGUGGGGUGGCCACAGACAUGGUAAUUGAGCAUUGCACCAAGGCUCAGGCUGCCUUUGUUACAAGCCCUUGCUGUUACGGUUUCAUUCAGAACACUUUGAAGUUUACAUUUCCAAGAAGUGAACCAUUCAAGGAAGUUUUAUCUUACAAGGAGCACAUGAUUCUUUGCAGAUUUGCAGAUCAAACAGCUGUCCAGCUACCUCUAGAACGAAGACAAAUAGGCAAGCAGUGCAUGUGCCUUGUGGAUCUGGAUCGGGCCUGGGCUGCAGAAGAAUGUGGCUAUUCUGUCCAAGUGGUAUCCAUGGAGCCUGAAAGUUGUUCUCCAAAAAAUAACAUGAUAGUGGGUAUCCCUAUUUAGGCCAGGCUACUAUUCUCUUUUCAUUUUUUAGUCAUCAUAAAAAUCCAGUUAUUAAGAACUUCCUGAUCAAUCUGGGAAGAUCCUACAGACAUCUUGAACCCAUCAUCUUUGGAAAAGAAAGCAUUGAGAGAAAUCUACAAAGCUAAGCUUUGCAAAGCAAUACAAGUUUUUCUUAUGGCAUGUGAUUAGGUUGCUGCUGGUUCUCAGGUGAGAAUCCCCAACAAUGUCAUCCUCCUACUGAGGAGUGUUCACUUAGCUGUCUUUCAAAAAUCUGUCCUUUGACUGGAAGGAUGAUUUCCUUCUUAGCACAGAAGUUUUCCUCCUGGUGUUGCUCAUUUGACAUCACUGCUCAGAAUUCUUUGUGCCUUUUUUUUUUUUUUUUAAAGAGAUGUCCUGAUUUUUACGUGGGCAAGUAAAGCUGGGCCUCUAACAAAAACUAAUCUUUAUUUUUAAACAAUUUUACUUCCUCUAUUAAAAAAAUUUUAAUCAUG
Messenger RNA from Antechinus flavipes (yellow-footed antechinus), 2484 nucleotides. RefSeq names its product glutathione S-transferase C-terminal domain containing (gene GSTCD). The coding region runs from base 113 to 1993 and encodes 626 amino acids. Lineage: Eukaryota; Metazoa; Chordata; Mammalia; Dasyuromorphia; Dasyuridae. The transcript has 12 exons. The record is from RefSeq and is a predicted model, not a curated record.